AUGUUCAGCAAAGAUGCGCUAAGGCCACUUCUGCAUUUAACUCCUCAACGAAAUGCUUGUGGUCGGCCCCAUCACCAACGAAGUCAAGCUGCGAGUCUACCUAUCCGCAAUUCGCCCCAUCAUGAUGUACGGAUCGGAGACUUGGGCAGCACCAUCAACGGUUAUGGCCUUGACUGCACGGAACGAAAGCAGCUUAGACGGCUACUUGGCUACUUUUGGCCUAGGGUAUGUCACAAUGAAGAUCUUUACGCAGAACUUGAUGUGAUAUACCGGCGGAUGACAUGUGGAAAACAUCAACAUCUUGCACCGCCAUCGAAAGUGGCUAAAAUAAAUCGUCUUCGCUUCUUUGGUCAUAUAUUAAGGAGACUGGCAGAUCGCCUUGUUCAACGAGUUCUGAGGAGUUCGUCGGGUUCGAGCUGGAAGAAGCCACCUGGCCGAAAACGGAAGUUCUGGACUGAGGUAGUGAAAGAGGAAUUGAGGACAUUCGGCGUGUAUAGGCAGUUCAGGCGAGACGUAAGGUUUCCCAGAAUAUGGAACAGCGACGAAUGGAUUGAUUCUGUGCAAGCUCUCGCAGAAGAUCGAGAAGGUUGGGCAGAGCUGUGUUCAAGGACGGCACACCUCGGCGAAGAUGCGGGUAAUCGCGUCAGGCGAUGA
This is a messenger RNA of Necator americanus (New World hookworm), 654 nucleotides long. RefSeq lists its product as uncharacterized. The record is from RefSeq and is a predicted model, not a curated record. Bases 1 to 654 code for a protein of 217 amino acids. NCBI's taxonomy places the organism in Eukaryota, Metazoa, Nematoda, Chromadorea, Rhabditida, Ancylostomatidae. The transcript has a single exon.